AUGACGGCAGCUAUGGCGCAGUCGUGCUCGGCAGCGGGCGGCGCCGGUGACAGCCUCGCGUCGCGCGAUCCUAAUUCCCUCUCACCACACAGCAUUGCAUCGUCGGCGAAAGGGGGAGCAAGCAUGUACCGGACCACCUCCUCGCCCCUACCGCUGGAUGGCCAGCUUCCGUCCAAUUUUAUCGACCAUCUCGUUCUCAUCACUCAGAGCCUCGUCGACAGCGUACCGCCUCCGAGCGUGGCUUCUGCAAACCGCCUGGGGAGCACGGGUGGGAGUGCUGGAGCUGGCGUUUCCUUCGCUACAUCAUCUGCAGUAGGAGCUGCUGCAGUUGGCACAAGUGUCAGCGCCAGUAGCAUUGUCAAUGGGAGCGCAACUGCGCUCGCCUCAUCAUCAUCGUCUGUGGCGGCUGCGGCAGGAGGACAUGGUAUCGGACCCGGAGGAUGGCGGAUCGAGCAGCUGGCUGAAGUGCUGAUUGCUGCUGCGAAUACUCAGAGGUACAAUGUGCAUGACAUGCGUCAACAACAUCUGCAGCAUGUGCAGGUGCCUGCUCUGGAGCAUGAACAGCACGCGAACGGAUCGUUCCCUGUCACAACGCUAUCCUUGCAAGUGCCGGUGACCACGACGCCUGCGGAGCAAGAUUCUGUGUCUCAGCCACUCCUCGAAAGCAGCACAGUCUUCUGUGUGGACACACUCAGCCGCCGCAGCGGUAAAGGUGGCAUUGCUGCCCCAGCAACACCAUGGCAGGAAGGAGAGAUAGAGCAGGGCAAAGAAUUGUCCUUCUUGAGCGACCUCGGUGAUGAGAGAGCAGCAGACAACAACAACUCCGGUCACUGCAUCGCGGCAGGACACCUACAGCCCGUCGGACCGAACGAAGGCGUGCUGUCUCUGCCUCUCCCCAAAUUCCAUUUUGAAGGUGGAGACGAGCGGACACAGGUGAUUGAGGCCAACUUGGGAAAACUCGUCGAACGGCUUUGGCGCGCCGAGGAUCAGCUUGAGAGCAUCGCGUCGGCCGCUGCUGCUGGCCAGAAGCGCAGGAGCGAGUUGGUGCAGCAGCAGCAGCAGCAGCAACACCAUCAGCACGAGCAACCACGCGCCGGCAAUGGGGAUGGCAGCACCUCUGGCGCUUUCUCGAUGCUCGAUCCUACGAUCAUGUCCAAGAGCACCGGACUGAGCUCGAUCGGCCAGCAUGUCGUUGGGGCCGGGGGUGCCGCGCUUUCGUGCAGCACGUGCGGACGCAGCUUCUCCUCCGCAUCGUCCAUCAAGGACUUCCCGUAUCCGCUCUCGCAGGCGCCGCCGCAGUCGUCCGCUUACCCGCUCUCUUACCCGCUUGGCAUGUCGCAGGACGGCACACCCGUCCUGCUGGCCGCCACAGGUGGCAGCGGCCAAGGCGGCGCCGACGGAAUCAGUUCACCCGAAGCUGCCAUGGGCGCGUUCGAGCGCUACUCGGACGAGAGCGGCUUGUCGGCCCAGGAGGAGUUGAGGCUGCUAAAGGCGCAGGUACAAGAUAUUGCCCGAGUGUGCAAGGCUGUCGCGUUCGGCGAUCUUUCGCAGCACAUCACUGUGCCUGUGCAGGGCCAUGUGAUGGUUGAGCUGAAAGACAUCAUUAACCAGAUGGUAGACACGCUCUCCAACUUUGCUGCCGAUGUCACGCGUGUCUCACUCGAGGUAGGCACAGAGGGCAAGCUUGGUGGCCAGGUCGAGGUGACCGGCGUCGAAGGGCGCUGGAAGGAGCUUAAGGACGUUGUCAACAAGCUAGCGAUGAACCUCACCAACCAGGUGCGAGGUGUUGCGACGGUCACCAAGGCGGUCGCGCGUGGUGAUCUCUCCAAGAAAAUUGACGUCGAAGCGGACGGAGAGAUCUUGGAGCUAAAGGUGACACUCAACGUCAUGGUGGAUCAAUUACGACACUUUGCCAACGAGGUCACGCGCGUCUCGCGAGAAGUCGGCAGUAAGGGUCAACUCGGCGGGCAAGCGUACGUUCCUGGUGUACAAGGUGUCUGGAAGGAGUUGACGGUCAACGUCAAUCGUAUGUGCGCCAACCUGACCGAACAGGUGCGCAGCAUCGGCGUAGUCACCACUGCCGUCGCGAAAGGCGACCUCACCAAGACAAUCGAUAUUGAGGCGGAAGGCGAGAUGGCGCAGCUGAAGGACACGGUCAACUCGAUGGUGGGACAACUGCGUGUGUUUGCCUCAGAGGUCGUCCGAAUGUCCAUGGAGGUCGGAACAUACGGUAAGCUUGGUGGGCAAGCGCACGUGCCAAACGUAGAGGGGACAUGGAAGGACUUGACGGAGAACGUCAAUAAGAUGGCAGACAAUCUCACAUCGCAGGUUCGAGAAAUUGCACGGGUGACCAAGUGUGUCGCCGAGGGAGUCCUCACGGAGUACAUCACCGUCGAUGUCAAGGGCGAGAUCCUUGACCUCAAGAUCACCGUCAACAAUAUGGUCAAGCAGCUCAAUACGCUCUCCGACGAGAUCAUCCGUGUCUCGGUUGAAGUAGGCACUGAGGGAAGGCUCGGUGGUCAGGCCAAUGUCAAUGGCGUCAAAGGCCAGUGGCAGGUGCUCACUGAACGAGUCAAUAUGAUGGCCUCGAAUCUCACCACGCAGGUACGAUCCAUCGCCACUGUCACGACCGCUGUCGCUCGUGGAGAUCUGAGCAAGACGAUCAAUGUCGAAGUACGUGGGGAGAUCCUCGAUCUCAAGCUAACGGUCAACAAUAUGGUCAAGUUCCUGCGAACAUUCUCGACGGAAGUCACGCGUGUCGCCAAGGAAGUCGGAACCGAAGGCAAGCUUGGGGGUCGGGCUACUGUGCUCGGGGUCGGUGGAACAUGGAAAGAUCUCACCGAGUCCGUUAACACCAUGGCUGCCAAUCUCACCUUGCAAGUGCGAACGAUCGCACACGCAACGACAGCCGUCGCACGCGGUGAUCUUUCCCAGAAGGUCACUAUCUCUGUCUCUGGAGAGAUUCUCGAUCUGGUCAACACGAUCAACAACAUGAUCGACCAACUGUCCUUCUUUGCGUCCGAGGUCACGCGCGUCGCCCGAGAAGUAGGAACGGAAGGCAAGCUUGGCGUGCAGGCGCAGAAGAAGGACAUCAAGGGGAAGUGGGCGGAGAUCACGGACAAUGUCAACAUUAUGGCCAACAACCUCACAUCGCAAGUACGCGCCUUUGCGCAGAUCACCGCCGCCGCCACCGACGGAGACUUUACGCGCUUCGUCACUGUCGAGGCCUCGGGAGAGAUGGACUCGCUCAAGACUAAGAUCAACCAGAUGGUCUAUUCGUUGCGCGACUCGAUCCAGAAGAACACAGCCGCGAGGGAAGCUGCCGAGUUGGCGAACAGGUCUAAGUCAGAGUUCCUCGCAAACAUGUCGCACGAAAUCCGGACGCCCAUGAACGGCAUUAUCGGUAUGACCGCGCUGACGCUCGAGACGGAGUUGUCGCGCAGUCAGCGAGAGAACCUUGUCACCGUCUCUACGUUGGCCGGCAACCUGUUGGCCAUCAUAGAUGACAUUCUCGAUAUCUCCAAGAUUGAGGCAGGCCGCAUGAACGUCGAGGAGAUACCUUUCUCGCUGCGGGGAAUCGUGUUCAGCGUCCUGAAGACGCUUUCGGUGCGAGCUACACAGAAGAAGCUCAAUUUGCUUUACGAAGUUGGGCCCGACUGUCCAGAUCCCUUGAUUGGCGAUGCGCUCAGGCUUAAGCAGAUCAUCACCAAUCUUAUCGGUAAUGCGGUCAAGUUCACCGAGGCGGGAGGCCGCGUUGCUCUUAAGUGCACACUCGCCAAGGUCAUCUCAGACAGGCUUUGCUUACUGGAAUUCUGCGCAUCCGAUUCAGGAAUCGGCAUCAAGCCUGAGAAGCUCGACUUGAUCUUUGAUACAUUCUGCCAGGCUGACGGAUCUACGACGCGCAAGUAUGGAGGCACAGGUUUGGGAUUGUCCAUCUCUCGAAGACUCGUAAAUCUCAUGGGCGGUGACCUGUGGGUGCGAAGCAACUACGGUCACGGAUCGGACUUUUUCUUCACCAUGCUGGUCAAGCUUGAUGAGAUCGGCAAGGAGCAGGUGAUCGAUAAGAUCCGCCCAUACUUAGGCCGGAAUAUCUUCUACUUGGACACCCUGCACGACGAGACUGGCGUGGAAGCCAUGCUCGAGGAAUUGGGCCUCAAGCCUUUCACCGUUCAUAGCAUCGAAGAGGCGUCUCAAAAGAAGCGUGGCAUGCCGCGGAUCGAUGCCAUCAUUACCGACUCCUUAUCGGUGGUAGAGGACUUACGAACAGUCGAGCACCUGCGGUACAUCCCCAUCAAUCUCAUCACGCCGGACGCUCUCACCCUCAACUUGACUUAUUGCUUGGAUCACGGCAUAUCAUCUUAUAUCAAUACGCCCACUACGCUGGCCGACCUGCACUAUGCUCUGCUGCCAUCGCUGGAGAGUUCGGCCGCGGUGCCUUCGGAGGGCAAUACGGAUGUCAUCUACGACAUCUUGCUCGCUGAGGACAAUGUCGUCAACCAAAAGCUGGCCUGCAAAAUUCUGCAGAAUCAAGGUCACAAGGUCGACGUUGUCGACAACGGUCAGCUCGCAGUGAUGGCUGUCAAGAAAAAGCAGUACGACGUCAUCUUGAUGGACGUUAGCAUGCCUGUCAUGGGUGGUAUCGAGGCCACGAUGGCGAUUCGAGAGUUUGAAGCAUCAAUCGGUGGCGAGCGAGUGCCGAUCGUUGCCUUGACCGCACAUGCCAUGUUAGGUGACAAGGAGAAAUGCUUGAAGGCGGGAAUGUCUGCAUAUGUUUCCAAACCCAUUCGGAGAGUCGAGUUGAUCUCGACGCUUCAUUCGCUUCUGGCAAAUAAGAAGGCUCCGCGAGUAUGA
Messenger RNA from Tilletiaria anomala UBC 951, 4851 nucleotides. RefSeq lists its product as uncharacterized. Gene Ontology annotation, biological process: phosphorelay signal transduction system; phosphorylation; cellular hyperosmotic response. The transcript has 6 exons. Gene Ontology annotation, molecular function: phosphorelay sensor kinase activity. Gene Ontology annotation, cellular component: membrane. Bases 1 to 4851 code for a protein of 1616 amino acids. Lineage: Eukaryota; Fungi; Basidiomycota; Exobasidiomycetes; Georgefischeriales; Tilletiariaceae. The record is from RefSeq and is a predicted model, not a curated record.